GCACAGGCGGGCCUGGAUGGAGGGGGUGGAGGCGGCGGUGGCCGGGGACCUGCAGAGUCUGGGCUAUGGGACUUUGCCGGGGGCGGCGUCGCUGGGCACCUGGUGCCCGGACUUCAGGGCACUGUGCGCGCGGCUGGCGGCGGAGCUGGACACUCUGGGCGGCCUGGAGCGGGAGCGAGAGGCGGGCGCGGAGGCGCUGAGCGCCGGCGAGGGCCCGGACGCCGAGGACCAGUUCCUGCGACAGUUGGCCCGUCUGCUGCGGGAGUGGCACUGCCCGGACCGCGUGCUCUGCGGCGGGGACGGCGCGGCCGCGCUACGGGAGCCCGGCGCGGGCCUGCGCUUGCUGCGCUUUCUCUGCUCGGAGCUCCAGGCUGCCCGGCUCCUCCGCCUGCGCCCGCGGCUGGAGCCCAGCUCUGCGCCGCCUAGUGGAGAACGAGCCGAGGACGACGAUGGCAUGGUCCAGGAACUGGUCCUUACGCUGCAAGCGCUGGGGCUGUCCAGGCCUCCGCCGAGGACCCCAGCUAGUCAGCUGCUGCAGGAGUUGCAUGCUAAGAUCUCGGAGCUUCUGCCUUCCCUGCCUCCAGAGUCCUUGAUGCCUCUCCUCAGCCACCCAUUGGAUGCUUCCCAGUGGGAGGCCCUGGAGUCUCUGUCCCAAAGCCUGCGGAAUCAGUACUACUGUCGCCGCUGUCUCCUCCUAAAGCGCCUGGACCUCACAACAGCCGCCUUCCACUGGAGUGAUCGUGCCCAGGCCCAGGGGGAAGCCAUGAGGGCGGUGCUGAGCCCAAUCCGAGAGACUCUGACCCCGGAAACAGAUGUCUCCGUAGCCCACAUUCUAGCAGCUCGAGCUGACCUGUCUCGUCUGAUCCCUGCCACCAGCAAGGCUGCCCGCCAAUGGACCUGCUGUGCCAUCAACAAGGUGCUGAUGGGCAGCGUGCCAGAUCGGGGGGGCCGCCCUGGUGAACUGGAGGCUCCCAUGCCCACCUGGAAGAAUCGAAGAGAAGACGGUGGUGGUGGUGGGUGGAAGGCCGGCUGCAGGAAGAAAAAGAAAUAAAGGGACCGGGGGACAUGACUGGGGGGUCCUCUGAGAGGCUACACCAUGGUCUCAGGGGAGUCAGCUGGGCCGUUUCCCUGGUCCUCUGCUCCAGAGACCCCAGA
Molecule: messenger RNA, 1155 nt
Organism: Sorex fumeus (smoky shrew)
Lineage: Eukaryota; Metazoa; Chordata; Mammalia; Eulipotyphla; Soricidae
Gene: TSLIG3C
Product: family with sequence similarity 98 member C
Exons: 8
Coding region: 17-1051 (344 amino acids)
Cellular component (GO): tRNA-splicing ligase complex
Source: RefSeq, a predicted model, not a curated record